Molecule: messenger RNA, 708 nt
Organism: Nymphaea colorata (pocket water lily)
Lineage: Eukaryota; Viridiplantae; Streptophyta; Magnoliopsida; Nymphaeales; Nymphaeaceae
Exons: 3
Coding region: 44-469 (141 amino acids)
Biological process (GO): translation
Cellular component (GO): ribosome
Molecular function (GO): structural constituent of ribosome
Source: RefSeq, a predicted model, not a curated record
AGAGGCGAACAACCGAAGCGCCAAGACUAUCCUUUUGGUAGCCAUGGCAGCCUCUGCCGUGUUCUCUCCUCCCUCCCUCUUCGCCACUGCCACCUCCACCAGCUCCAGGUCUUCUUCCUGUCAGUUGGGUUCUCUGUGCUCACAAUUCAGAGGCAUCAAGAUUUCUUCCGCGCCCUGUCGUGCUCUCCCCAUUUCUUCUCUAUCCUCUGCUGCAACUUGCCUGCCCAUCGUUGCCCGUCGUGUAUGCCCAUUUACAGGCAAAAAGGCAAACCGUGCCAAUAAAGUCUCCUUCUCAAAUCACAAGACAAAGAAAUUGCAGUUUGUAAAUUUGCAGUACAAGAAAGUGUGGUGGGAAGCUGGGAAGAGGUACUUGAAAUUGAGGUUGUCCACGAAAGCAUUGAAGACCAUCGAGAAGAAAGGCUUAGAUGCUGUGGCUAAAGAAGCUGGCAUCGACCUCAGGAAAAAAUGAUGAUUUUGUAGUUGCGAAGCCCGGGCUGUGAGGCUGGGCAGGACGAUCGUCUGUGCAGAUCUUGGUCAAGUCUAUGUGAGGGCAUCUUGCUGAAACUUUCAAAUUUUUGAGAACUCCGGUACACUUCUAUGAGACUCUAUCUCCAGUCUUGUCUCAGAGUAAGAAGAAUAUCCUACAAGAUCUACUUGCCAAAGUGUCUGACAAAUUAAAAGUUGAUGAAAUUCUCCCUCUUUGAGCUC